CACAAAGUGCCCUUAUUCUUUUUAAAGUAAUGCAGAAAAUGGCUACAAAUAUUGUUUAAAGAUCUUGCAAGAACACAUUGAUCAAGGAACAAAAGAUCUUGAUAUUAUGAAUAUUUCGGCUAUGAGCCUAGAUUGGUAUGCGCACUUGUUAUUAAAUAUGUCAAGAUAUACUGAAGCCAUGAGACAUAUGAAAAGUGCUUAUGAAUUAUGUGUAAGACUUAAUGGAGAGGUCCACGAGCAAAGUGUUAUUCUUUUGAAUGAUUUAGGAUCUAUAAGUUUUACAAAAGGUAAUUUAGAUGAUGCAGUAGAUUACUUAACUAAAGCUGUUGUAACAGGAGAAAAGUUGGCAGAAAUGGAUGACAUCGCUUCCAUCCAUGUGAAUUUAGGAAAUGUUUAUAUAAAAAAAGGUUUACUAGAUGAAGCUAAAAAAUCUUGUUUGAAAGGAUGGAAGUUGUCGAAAAAAACAAAAAAUGAUGAAUCUAUGGGAGAAGCAAAACUGUGUCUUGAAGAAAUAAAGAAGUUAUUAACAAAGUAAAAAGCUGUGGAAAAUAUUCUGAAACAUUGCUUUAUGUAUAUAACAAUUUUUUUAAUUUGGACAAGAACAUUAUAAAUCUAGUCUAUAGGAACAACGUCGUUAAUAUAGAUUUUUAAUUGUAAGAGUUGAAGAGUGCUAAAUAUUUUUUUAGAUCCGUUACGUAAUAUUUUCUGUAUAUAUUUACAUUAAUUUUGGCUCAUGUAUACUUAUUUAAAGCUUUCUGAACAAACAAAAUAGUUGAAUUUUCAAAUAUGUACGGUAUAGAAAAUAAAACAAAUUUAACUCGA
Copidosoma floridanum is the source of this 822-nucleotide messenger RNA. RefSeq names its product tetratricopeptide repeat domain 19 (gene Ttc19). Gene Ontology annotation, biological process: mitochondrial respiratory chain complex III assembly. Lineage: Eukaryota; Metazoa; Arthropoda; Insecta; Hymenoptera; Encyrtidae. Gene Ontology annotation, cellular component: mitochondrial inner membrane. Gene Ontology annotation, molecular function: protein binding. The record is from RefSeq and is a predicted model, not a curated record.